AUGCAUCACACAACUCUCAAUCCGCCCCGCCAAAAACGGCAACGUGCCCCCCGCAUGCGCCAGCACCAUCCGCAACCCCCUCACCGCGUCAAACACCCCGGCCAGAAACAUCCUCGCCACCGCAAUGGUCGUCUCCAUCGGGAACCCCAGCGCCAGCGGCAGCACGUGGCCGUAGGCGCCGUCGCCGAAGACGGACGGCGGGAGCCCGUAGUGCGGGUGCAGGAAGACGGGCAGCGAGGCGGCGGCCAGCGCGCGGAAGACGGGGAGCAGGGCCGGGUCGUCGAGUCCCUGGUGGGUGGCGAGCCCGCCGGUGCCGAGGAUGAUGCCGCGGCAGUGGGGGAGGGUGGUGAGGUGGGUGAUGGAGGCGAGGAUGGUGGCGGGUGGGGCGAGGUGGAAAGAGGUGUAGAAGAACCUAGGUACCUAACUGGUCAAGUCCGAGUUCAUCACAGAAAGGCAUACCGCGCUACCCAGAUUAGCGAGUGA
This is a messenger RNA of Chaetomium globosum CBS 148.51, 483 nucleotides long. RefSeq lists its product as uncharacterized. The transcript is spliced from 3 exons. The record is from RefSeq and is a predicted model, not a curated record. NCBI's taxonomy places the organism in Eukaryota, Fungi, Ascomycota, Sordariomycetes, Sordariales, Chaetomiaceae. Bases 1 to 483 code for a protein of 160 amino acids.